AUGUUGCACUUGCUGGUCGUGAGCUCUCUUUUCAUGCUCGCGCUUUCGGCGCCUCUUCCGUCCCAACUAGUGGAAGUUCCGCAAUUAAUUUGUUCUCGAAAUAUAGAGACCAUCAAAGACUUGCUCGUCUUCUAUGGCACAAGCUACGUCGCUCAUGCCAUUUCCGUGCCUUCCGGCGAAGUCGGGCGAUAUACGAAGCGCGCAGCCAUUCGAUUUUCGUUCCCGUACACUUCCAUUAUUUCUUUCUUCCUCCCCUUCGGCGGCCUGGCGAGGUCAAUUUUGCUCAUCAAUCAGCAGCUAAAAUGGAGAAAGAAGCACCUCCACGCCGCGUUGGUUCACGGCACUCUGUUACUUCUCGCUAGGACCGAGGGCUGGGCCCCGUCUGAAACGGAGGAUGAAUUUGUGUAUGUAAAAAUCCCCCCGGCAUACUAUGGCUGCGAGAAGUAUAUGGAUGGAGAAAUACCUCGAUGGCACGCUGCCUUCCAUAUCGACAAUGACCACGAAGAAGAUUCACACUGGGAAGUAGAUCAAAACGACUAUUUACUGCACGGCGAGCAGCGUCUUCCAGAGGGCUAUACACUAGCUGUUCCCUCCGACAAAACAACUACAGAGCAUAUACUCGACCAGACCAUACAGGAACCGCACAAGAUUCAGAUACACCGCUCAACGAAUACCCUCAAGAUAUUCUCCGCGAUCAUCCAAAUCGGCGCUGCAAUAUUCACUCUUUCCUUACCGGAACCUGACCAAUUCUCCCGUUGGGGUUACGCGGCGUACGCACUGUCCGUGAUCCCAUAUGCACUCAUGUCCGCAGUCAACAUGGCUUGUACCGCGAUUGUCGGGGACCAAUCUAGCGGUCAUAUCUUGCGGACGCACAUCCUGGAGGAAGCCGAGCGGCGCCCGGGUGGACUGUUCGACGGCACAGUCGGCCGUUUGCGAGAAGCCAGCAAAUUAUGCGGAACGCAGGCUGCCUCAGGGUAUACUGCUGUCAAGCUCCGGCUCGAGACCAUGCACAGUAAUGGGGAGGUGGUGAGGGUCGUCUCGGUGAAUGACGGGAAGAGCAUCAAGAAGUUCAUCCACAGCCCUGGGUCGACACCUCGGCGAGAUCAAUUGAUAAUUUUCAAGAUAUCUGCUAUCUCUCACGAUGGCCCACUCAGCGAGGAGCAACAGGAUCCUGCUCCUGACGGCGACUUGGGCAUCCACAGCCACUCAUCCGCUGUACUUGAAGACAGUCAAGUCAAAUCACUUGCCCACAGUGCGUCCGGAAAAACAUACUUCCGGCGUGGGGAGACAGAACACGCAUCUCGAGAAGAAAUCGUGGCAAUUUCGUCCGCCCUGUUUAUCGUGACAUGCAUUCCCUAUGCCCUCCUCUACGUUAUCACACGCUUCCGUGCCGGUAGCAGUACAGUGGUGCAGCGCGCCGCGAUGAUGGCCUGGCUGGCUGCAGACCAGCUAGCCGCGUUUACCACGCUUCUCGUAUGGGUCAUCCGGGCAAAAUGGGGACGGGUUGUUCCCAGCUGGGUGCACUACCUCUUUGUGGUUAUAUUUAUGAUCCCAGCAGGCUUCGGCUUGGUCAUGGUAGUGCAGAUGUACCUGGAAGAGAAGAAUUUCGGUCCUUCCAGCUGCACGAAUUCGACCGCUUCGUGA
Molecule: messenger RNA, 1644 nt
Organism: Fibroporia radiculosa
Lineage: Eukaryota; Fungi; Basidiomycota; Agaricomycetes; Polyporales; Fibroporiaceae
Exons: 2
Coding region: 1-1644 (547 amino acids)
Source: RefSeq, a predicted model, not a curated record